GGCUGGCCAUGCCGGGGUCCGGGGCGCGGGCGGACGGGGACGCGGGCCCGUCGCGACUGUGCGGGUUUCUGCAGAAGCUGUCGGGCAAGGGCCCGCUGCGCGGCUACCGCAGCCGCUGGUUCGUGUUCGACGCGCGCCGCUGCUACCUGUACUACUUCCGAAGCCCGCAGGACGCGCUGCCCCUCGGCCACCUGGACAUCGCCGACGCCUGCUUCAGCUACGAGGGACCCGACGACGCGGCCGAGCCCGGCGCCCAGCCGCCCGCGCACUUCCAGGUGCACGGCGCGGACGGCGUCACGGUGCUCAAGGCUCCGAACCACCAGCUCAUGGCUUACUGGCUGCAGGAACUGCAGCAGAGACGAUGGGAGUAUUGCACCAACCUGGACAUGCUCAAGGGGGACCCUGGGGCCCCACCAGCGCCUGGGGAAGUGUCCACGGGCCUUGUGGCCAGAGACAACACAGAUUUAGUUUUCCCACCUCUGGAUGCUUCUGCAGAGAAAGCCAGGACCGUCUUAGCCGUGGAAAAGGCCUCCAGAGAACUGGUGGGCGAGUGUGUGACUGGGCAGCCAGGCCCCGCUCAGCCCAGCUCCAUCAACUUCUCUCUGAGGCAGUGGGGCACGGAGCUCAGAAAUUCCAUGUCUUCACUCCGGCCUGGGAGAGGCCACAGUGAAGGGCGCAAGAGCGUAUUUUAUACCAAUGAGGAGUGGGAGAUUCUGGAUCCCAGCCCCAAGGAACUGGAGGAGUCCCUGGUAGUCCCGGAGGAGCGGAAACGCCAGGGACCUGAAGGGAACAAAGGAGUCACUAGCUUCCCCUUUGAUUUGGGGCGUCUUCCCUACAAAGCAAAGCGCCCCAUGAAGGACAUGAUCGGACUGUACAGAAACCGGCAGAGUAGCAGCAGUGGCUACCCGGCGGGUGAAGGGCUGACAGGCAGUGCCGAGCAGCCGCAGCCAGUGGCGGUGUCGGAGGCGCAGAGCCAGCAGGACGAGCUGGUGCAGCUGAGGGAGGAGCUCUCCAGCCAGAAGGAGCUGGUACGGUUGCUGCAGCAGACGCUGCGGUCCUCCCAGUACGACAAGUAUUUCACGAGCAGCCGGCUGUGUGACGGGGUCCCGCAGGGCUCUCUGGAGCUCCUGCACCAGAAGGACGCACAGAUCCUGGGCCUGGCUGGGCAGUUGGAGCGGCUGGGCACUGAGAAGGAGAGCCAGCAGCAGGAAGUGCGCACACUGAAGCAAAAGGUGGGCGAGCUCAGUGAACAACUGGGGAUGCUGCUGGAGACCAUCCAGGCCAAGGACGAGGUCAUCAUCAAGCUGUCCCGGCAGCUCAGCGAGGACAGCGUCACCUCCAGCUCGGGCCCUGGCUCACCCUUGGGCCCCAGCAAGGACCUGCUGGAGCUGGACCGGCUGAAGGACAGUCUGCAGGGUUAUAAAACGCAAAACAAAUUUCUGAAUAAGGAAAUUCUCGAGCUCUCAACUCUGCGAAGAAAUGCGGAAAGGAGAGAGAGGGAGCUGAUGGCCAAGUACUCCAGCCUGGAGGCCAAGCUCUGCCAGAUAGAGAGCAAGUACCUCAUCCUGCUCCAGGAAGUGAAGACGCCUGUUUGCUCCGAGGCGCCCGGGCCCGCCCGUGAGGUCAUCGCCCAGCUGCUGGAGGACGCCCUGCAAGUGGAUGGGCCUGAGCAGCCAGAGCAAGCCCUCCUCAAGCCUCACCUGGUCAGUGAAUACGACAUCUACGGGUUCCGGACUGUCCCUGAGGAUGACGAGGAGGAGAAGCUGGUGGCCAGGGUUCGUGCCUUGGACCUGAAGACACUGCACCUGACAGAGACCCAGGAAGUGUCCACAGGGGUGAAGUGGGAGAACUUCCUGGCUAGCACCGUCAACCGGGAGAUGGCCUGCUGCCCCGAGCUCAAGGGCCUGAUCCGCACAGGCAUCCCACAUGAGCACCGCUCCAAGGUGUGGAAGUGGUGUGUGGACCUGCACACCCGCAAGUUCAAGGACAGUGCCGAGCCUGGCUACUUUCAGUCGCUGCUGGAGAAGGCGUUGGCGCGGCAGAACCCAGCUUCCAAGCAGAUUGAGCUGGACCUGCUGCGCACGCUGCCUAACAACAAGCACUACGCUGGCCCCACCUCCGACGGCAUCCAGAAGCUGCGCAACGUCCUGCUGGCUUUCUCCUGGCGCAACCCGGACAUCGGCUACUGCCAGGGCCUCAACCGAUUGGUGGCAGUGGCUCUCCUUUACCUGGAACAGGAAGAUGCUUUCUGGUGCCUGGUCACCAUUGUGGAGGUGUUCAUGCCCCGAGACUACUACACAAAGACACUCUUAGGGUCGCAGGUGGACCAGCGGGUGUUCAGGGACCUCAUGAGCGAGAAGCUGCCCCGCCUCCAUGCCCACCUCGAGCAGCACAAGGUCGACUACACGCUCAUCACCUUCAACUGGUUCCUGGUGGUGUUCGUGGACAGCGUUGUCAGUGAUGUGCUCUUCAAGAUCUGGGACUCGUUCCUCUAUGAGGGGCCCAAGGUGAUCUUCCGCUUCGCCCUGGCACUCUUCAAGUACAAGGAGGAGGAGGUGCUGAGGCUGCAGGAGCCCAUGGCCAUCUUUAAGUACCUCCGUUACUUCACACGCACCAUCCUGGACGCCCGGAAGCUGAUCAGCAUCUCCUUUGGGGAUCUGAACCCCUUCCCACUGCGACAGAUCCGAAACCGACGUGCCUACCACCUGGAGAAGGUACGGCUGGAGCUGACGGAGCUGGAAGCCAUCCGAGAAGACUUCGUGCGGGAGCGGGACGCCAGCCCCAACAAGGGGGAGCUGGUCAGUGACGAGGAAGACACCUGAGCCUGCCUCGCUGCCACAGAAACUAGCACAGCCCAUGUUGCAAGACUCUGAUCUGGUCACAGCUGCCACAGCCUGUCCACAGGCAUCCAGGCGGAGUACUGUGCAUUUAGACCAGGGGGCUUGCCGGUAGCGGGUACCCUGCACCCCAGCACUACUCAGCACGUGGCUUCCAGGGCAGAGGGCAGGCCCCCUCAGGAAGGCCAACUAUCCUCUUCAAAAUGGCUGCUGGAUUCAAAAGCAUUGUCCCCAUGUUGCAUGCCAUGGUGUGUUCCCUACAUGUGGGGCGCCCAGCAGCAGCCCCCCAGCUGGUCCUGGUGAGGGCCUGGGGUCAGCAGCUCCCAUGGGUCCUAUAGAGGCAGCCCCCAAGAAGGGCUGAUGGUCAUGCAGGCCCCACCAGGGGUGUCAAGAACUCAAUGUUAAUCUGAGGAUGUCAGUUCGGAGCAGGUAGGUCCAAAGCACUGCUGGACCCAGCUCCUGGGGUCCCACACGGGAUUUCCCAUGUAGAUGGGGAGGUCUUCAGCCAGAGUCUCUGCCAGAUGGCACAAACUUCUCAAGGCGCUGGGACACUGCCUCAGAGGAGCUGGGACAGCUGUCGUUGCUCUGAGCAACAGCCGUGAUUCAUGAACAGGUGGAAGUGGGGAGGAUAUUCUGGGGGGGCUCCUCUCUGGGAGUGUGAGGGCAGUGGGGACAGGACGGAGCUGGCUCCUCCAGAUCAACCCACUCAAGGACCCCUGCAGCCCAGCCAAGCUCCAGAAGUUGGGGGCGGGGGAAGGGCAGGCGAUUGGCACAGCGUGCCUAUGUUUUGUACAUUUUCACUACAGUUUCUAUUUUUAUAGGCUUUUUUUACACCCAGGUUUACCUACAUUGACGUGCUCGUGGUGGCUAAUGCCCUAGGGUGCUGUCUGCACAGUGUAUGCCUUCAGACCCUUCCCCGCUGUGCUGCAGUGCAGUGUGGCAGCUCUUCCCUGGGGGCUGUACCCAGUGCUGGCCCAAAGGGACACUACCCCAACUUGGAGCUCAGACCCUGACCCCACAUGUGAUUCGGGACCAUAUCCCUGUCAUUGUAUGUUCUAUGUAAGCUGCCUUCGAGCUAAAGUCAGAGUUGUCAUAGUAAAAGACAAAUAAGCUAA
Suncus etruscus (white-toothed pygmy shrew) is the source of this 3952-nucleotide messenger RNA. RefSeq names its product TBC1 domain family member 2B (gene TBC1D2B). NCBI's taxonomy places the organism in Eukaryota, Metazoa, Chordata, Mammalia, Eulipotyphla, Soricidae. The transcript is spliced from 13 exons. The record is from RefSeq and is a predicted model, not a curated record. Bases 9 to 2822 code for a protein of 937 amino acids.